AUGGUGAUAUGGAAUAACAGCAAUGCUAUGGAAUCCGUCUUUUUCCUGAAAGGUUUUCCUGGACUGGAGUAUGUUCAUGGUUGGCUCUCCAUCCCCUUCUGCCUUGCAUAUUUGGUAGCAUUUAUUGGCAAUGUUACCAUUCUCUCUGUCAUUUGGGUAGAGUCCUCUCUCCAUCAGCCCAUGUAUUACUUCCUUUCCAUCUUGGCACUGACUGACUUGGGUAUGUCCUUCUCUACACUUCCUACCAUGCUUGGUGUUUUAUGGUUGAAUGCUCGGGAGAUCCAGGCAAGUGCUUGCUAUACUCAGCUGUUCUUCAUCCACACAUUCACGUUCUUGGAGUCCUCGGUGCUGCUUGCCAUGGCCUUUGACCGCUUUGUUGCUAUCUGCCGUCCGUUGCACUAUGCCUCCAUCCUCACUAACAGUGUGAUUGGCAAGAUUGGUUUGGCCUGUUUGCUUCGGAGCAUGGGGGUUGUACUGCCCACACCUUUGUUGCUGAGACGCUAUCACUACUGCCGCAUCAAUGACCUCUCCCAUGCCUUCUGCUUGCACCAGGAUGUUCUGAAAUUAUCCUGUUCAGAUGCCAGGGUCAACAGCGUGUAUGGACUGUGUGUAGUCAUUGUCACCCUAGGUGUGGAUUCAGUCUUUAUCCUUGUUUCUUAUGUUCUGAUUCUCAAUGCUGUGCUGGGUAUCGCAUCCCGUGAAGAGCGGCUAAAGGCACUCAACACAUGUGUGUCUCAUAUCUGUGUGGUGCUCAUUUUCUUUGUGCCAGUCAUUGGCGUGUCGAUGGUCCAUCGAUUUGGGAAGCAUUUGUCUCCCAUUGUUCACGUGCUUAUGGCUGACAUUUACCUGCUUCUUCCCCCAGUGCUGAAUCCAGUGGUUUACAGUGUCCGGACAAAGCAGAUUCGUCUAGGUAUUCUCCGUAAGUUUGGACUAGUGAACAUGUUUUAA
Messenger RNA from Ochotona curzoniae (black-lipped pika), 948 nucleotides. RefSeq names its product olfactory receptor 51L1. The record is from RefSeq and is a predicted model, not a curated record. Gene Ontology annotation, molecular function: olfactory receptor activity; G protein-coupled receptor activity. The transcript has a single exon. Gene Ontology annotation, cellular component: membrane. NCBI's taxonomy places the organism in Eukaryota, Metazoa, Chordata, Mammalia, Lagomorpha, Ochotonidae. Gene Ontology annotation, biological process: G protein-coupled receptor signaling pathway. Bases 1 to 948 code for a protein of 315 amino acids.